AUGGCGCUGAUCGAGAAAAUGAUCGUCUUUCUUCUGAUUUCGAUCGCGAUUGUUAAUGGCCACCCGAAAAUCUAUCACGAAGGUGACGAUGAUGCCGGUGGCGUAGACAGAAAUGGCCACGAUGGCGGCCACGGCCACGCGCAUUCGUUCCACCAUUUCUCCGGACCAGUCACCGGCCACCAUGAGGAAAUCACCUGGAAAGACAAACACGGGGAUCAUCAUCACGACUACGUCGCUCAUCCCAAGUACCAUUUCUCGUACGGCGUGGACGAUAAGCACACCAAAGAUUACCACGGACAGAAGGAGCAUCGCGACGGUACGCAUUCUGGCUAG
Molecule: messenger RNA, 333 nt
Organism: Dufourea novaeangliae
Lineage: Eukaryota; Metazoa; Arthropoda; Insecta; Hymenoptera; Halictidae
Product: adult-specific cuticular protein ACP-22-like
Exons: 3
Coding region: 1-333 (110 amino acids)
Source: RefSeq, a predicted model, not a curated record